Molecule: messenger RNA, 645 nt
Organism: Monoraphidium neglectum
Lineage: Eukaryota; Viridiplantae; Chlorophyta; Chlorophyceae; Sphaeropleales; Selenastraceae
Exons: 1
Source: RefSeq, a predicted model, not a curated record
GCCCUGCCUGGUGACUACCUGUCAGGCGUUGCUGACCGCGUUGGGGUGCGGCUUGAGAAGCUGCUGCUGGACAACCGGGACACACUGAGGGACCCGGACAGCCCCCUGGCGGGCAAGAGGCUCGCAGUCUGCCCCCUGGGGGUGUCGCCGCCAGCACAGGCCGUGGCGCCAGCCCCUGGCCCUGCACUUGACCCUGCCCCCGCCCCGGCCCCUGUGGCUGUCACAAUAUUGCUGGCAGAGCCGUCGCCAUUGGAGUCGCGCGCGACGCAGCUGCGGUCUCUGCUGGGGUUGAGGGCUGCAGUGGACAGGCAAGGGACGCUGGCCUGGUCGGCUGAGAAGGGCGCUGACGCCGGGUACUGCAGCUUCUACGGCAUCACGUGUGACACACAGGGCGACGUGUCGAAGAUUGUGCUAGCCCAGGCCAAGCUGGGGGGGACGCUACCUCCUGCGAGUGUUCUCAAUGGUCUGUCAGCGCUGACAGGGAUCGACCUUGGUGCCACCAGCAUCAGCGGUACCCUGCCCUCAGACUGGGGCGCCCUGGCCCAGCUGGAGGACAUCAGGAUCGGCGGCAACCCCGGCAUCACAGGCUCACUCCUCCCCAGCUGGGCGGGGCUGACGCGCCUAAAGGUCUUAUACCUCAAGUGA